UUUGCGGUUUGGUCAGCCUUGCCUGCCUACCUACCCCUGAAACCCCAUCGUUGCCAGCGCUCGCCGUCGACAACAUUUACCCACAAUCAGCCAUUUAACCUGCAGUUGCGGAUAGACACGACGCAGGUCAGCGAAGCCAGCCCGAGAUGUCGCUGAAUGGCCUGGACGGUGCAAGCGUCAGGGAAGCCCACGCCGCGGCCGUCGCCGAGGCUGGAGGAUGGUUCCUCCUCAAGUACGUCAGCCGCGAUGAGAUUGAGUUGCUAGAUCGUGGUAGCGGCGGCAUCGUCGAGAUUCGCAAUAGCAUAUCACAGUACAACGAGACGUCGCCAUUGUUUGGGUUUCUCAGGUACAGGCGUAGGAAUGUUCUCAUCAAAUACAUGCCAGAGGACUGUUCCAGACUUGUUCAAGCCCGAGUGACUGUCCACUUCAAUGCCGUCUGCGAGCGCUUCUCACCUUACGAUACAGACUUCGAAAUCACGAAUGCGAAGGAGCUCAAGGAUACAAAACUCUCGGCUGCUUGCUCGUUGCAUGCUGCAUCUAACUCAACAUCCUCCUCAACUAGUUCGCUGCGGAGACGACGGUUGAUGGAAAUCACUGAGGAGGAAGAGGAAGAAGAAAGAGAAAGGAAACGACAGUCGAUUGUUAAAGAAGACGGCGGGCUAAGGCCUGCCGACGGACACCAAGAUUCAACAACCACAUCAACCUCCCCUAUUAUACUCGCCUCCGAGCCGCCGGUCAGGUUAAACGCAGACCUCGCGAACUUGCCCGAGGCAUCGCGCUUUACCGACGGUGUGGACCCUCCCUCUUUCCUGGGAGUCCCAAGACCUUCGUCGCCUGCCAAGUCCUUUGACGAGGCAACACGGCGAAUGUCGUCACAAUCAUCCCGCCCCGACCUGUACUCUUAUCCCCAUGGAAAGUCACGGGUGAAGCUUGCUCCUCGGCCUUCUGCGGAUAUAAGCGGUCGGCCGCGGACGUCUGCAGGAUCCGCAGUUUACCGGCCGGUCUCGACAAUUCCUGCGGGCCUGAAGUCCUCACUAGCCAAGGGUACCAAAAAAAGCCGGUCCCAGGACAACGAUAACGACGAGGAUGGUGCCGAAUCUUUGAUCGAGGAAGAGCCAGAAAGUGGCUUUGAGCCUACGUCAAAACGUAGCGCGGAAGCUACGCCAUUAAACAUUAUCGAACUCACGCGGCCACAUACUAGCAGCGGUGCGCAAGCCGCAGUCACUUCAUCCCAUCCUUUUAAGUCAAUUUUGCCUACAUUGCCACCACCGCCUAACAAGCAAAAUGGCAUGACACCUGAGAAAGCGCGGCUUCUAAAAGCGAUGAAGCUGAGGGAAAAGAAGAAGAUGCUGGGUCUGCAAAAAUCACCAGACCAACAAUCUGUUGAAGAGUCAUCUGAACCCGGCACGCCAGAUUUACCAGAAGAGGACGCAAAACUAGAUGCAUCAACUACAGUCAAAGCUGAAGAUGUGCCAGUCGAGAGUGAAAGACAUGUUCCAAGCCGUUUAUCGGCGUUUAAGGCCGAUUCUGGAAUUGACGUUGGUCCAGAUCAUGCUUCAGUUGAUACGCAUAUGGAUUCUCAUCCAACCUCACCCUUUGCUGCCUCUGACAUGGGUGAUUCGACCAAGGCCUCGUCUCUGUCGGAAUCGACAGAUGAGACAGUACUUGCUGCGAAAGAGCAGGACCUACCUCUUUGGACAAAUGAUGACCACGAGGACCCGGUUUUAUCACCGGUACCUAGAGAUGAUGGCGAGCCUGCUACAGAAUUCGCGGCUAGAAAUGAGUCGGAAUCAUACGACAGAGAACCAGGCGUACCUGCCUCGAAAGAAGUCGAGGAUGAGGAGUUGAAGGAACAAAGACGAGAGAAGGAAUCGGAUUCUACUGAAGAGCUUGACGAGGAGGCUGAUAACACGGACCCUGUUGGUGAAGACCUCAUAGAGGCUCUUGUUGAGGCUCCCGUCGAAAUCCCCGUCGAAUCUCCUGUCGAGGCUCCCGCUGAAGCUGCCUUUGAGGCUCCCGUCGAGAUUCCCGUUGAUGCCCCGGUUGAGGCUUCCGUCGAAGCUGCCGCCGAAGCUGCUGUUGAGAUUUCCGACAAGACUCCCGACAAGGCUCUCCCUGAAACUGUUGUAACAGGAGAUGUCUCCCCAGCCCAUGUUCUACCAGUAUCAAAAUUUUCUUCCGCGGCACUGGCCCCAAGCCCGAUGGACAAAGGUGUGGGCCGUUCAACAAAUACAGAGACAGCGGCAAGCCCAGUCACUCCUGUUGGCACAGUCCAGUCAAACUCCGCAGAGCUAUCGGAGGAGACGUCACGACCACUGCGGCUUCGAAUUCCAGUCUCGAAAUUUUCGGCACAUGAGACCAAAUCUCCUAUAAGCCCGGCAACCCGAACAAUUCCAUCAAUUAUCACACAUGUAUCGCGAGAUGACCAUGCGGUGGGAGCUCAAACCGAAGCAAUUAGAAAUAAGGAAGAGACUGAGAUUGGUGACGCUGUCGAAACAGCAUCUAUCGAAACAAGGCGCUCGAAGCGGGCGCUCGCCCUCGAACCUAUUCGAACUGACCUCGAUGCGCUCGAGAAGGACAAAAGACAUUCCGAGAUUAGUCUCUUUGAUGACGACGGUCUUAUGGAAGAGUUGCAAUCGGCAACUGUGCAACAGGCGAAGCCAAUCAUGGUCUCCAAAUCUCCCAUAACCCCUUUUAUCCCUAGUGAUUCUAGGAAGAGUCCGGCCGGCCUAGAUAGCGGGUCAACAACACCCCGGUUUGUGAGGACCGUGUCGAAUCCCAUCCGCGGCCCUCUGCUAACCCCUGGAGACGUCUCGACGAGCUCGGCAAGGGCUGUUUCAUCCGGCGCAGCUUAUUUGCACAAGAUAACACAGCAACAGGCGACCGACUUGAGACCCAAAAGCAGCAAGAUAGGGUCGAGCAUCUCGCAGCGCAUCAAGGCGCUUGAGAAGCUUUCCGGGAGUUCUACUGUAGGGGAUACGCCGGUUAAAGAACGCCCUGCUUCAACCUUUUUCUCGGUACGGAAAACCAGUGGCCGAGAACCAUCAAGGUCACCGUCUGUGGUUGACAGAGCAAACUCGUUGACAAGGGGUACGACGCCUUCACCCCCCGAAUCCCGAGAGUCGUCUCCAGAAACCGGAAAGAAAACACCGCGCGACAGAUCCGGGUCUCUGGUGAACAGACUUUCUAUGUUCGAGGGUGGCAAAAUGCCUAGAGGCAGGCCGGAAUCGAUUCAAGUAACGGCGCGCAUUGUCCGGGAUCCAAACCAGCCUUUCCCCCGGGUGCCCGAGUCAAAAGCCGAUGCCACCACGGAAUACGGACAGUUGGACUUGAAACAGUCGCCAUUAGUUGUAGAUGUUAAAAAAAAGGUCCCCUUCCCGAGUUUGAAGUCGAACUUCAGCCACGUGUCAGCGAAAACUUCACCCGAACAGGAUGUCCAACUUGAACGGAAGCCUUCACUACUGCAAAGGCGUUUCUCAAAAGGCCGGAGAUCACAGUCACAGGACCGGAACAAGGAAGCAUCGAAAGAAGAAGACAAGCAAGAGACCGAGACGCUGCGCCCGAGAAGACGGUCCUCUUUGACUGUGGUGAAAGACUUCAUCAAGGAUCGUCGCGAGUCGCUCCUUGGCGCGAAAUCUCCCUCGACUGACAAUUUGAAUCUUAACCUGUCUUCUACCUCGGCGAACCUCGGGUCUCCCGCCCUCCCGACGCCUUCGCGGUCUCCUUCGCGCCCGCCCUCCGUGCACCAAAGCCUUUCCUUCCCCCGGCGGCUCAGCAUUAGCAGCCGGAGGUCAUCUAUAGAGCAAAGCAGCCCUCUUGUGUCUACCAACAAUCUCCUCAAUGGUGCCAUGUCCCCUUCUCGCACAACAGAAGCAAGCGGCGAGUCCGAGACGGACGGCAAGAGCACCAAUGGGGCAGAUAGAAGGGCCGGUUCAAGCUCAAGCGGCUCAAAUCCAGGAUCGGCGGCUACCAGUCCAACUCCGGGGAAAAGCGCUACCAGCAGCCGUACCUCCCGCUUUAUCCGUCGUCUAUCCAGCUCGCUUGGCUCCGGCAGGAAGAAUAUCCCUCCUUCUAUUUCGCCCACAGUCGCCGAGGAGGAGGAUGCCGACGUUGAAGCUGCAGGUAUGAUCGCCCCGCAUUCACGGGGAGGUACGUCUGCUGGCGCUACGACACAUCACCAGCCAAGCAUUGUUGCAUUCAUGGGCGAUGUCAAUGUGCAGUUUCCCGACAAUCUCUUGUGGAAGCGUCGCACGAUUUGCCUUGAUAGCCAAGGGUUUCUGAUCUUGAGUGCGGUUCAAGGAGCCGCGGCAUUGACUACAUCCGCCCCGGGCAAGGAUAGGCACCACCAAGCAGGCGUUAUCAAGAGAUAUCACAUGAGCGACUUCAGACUACCAUACACACCCGAGAUGGAGGUACAAGAACUGCCAAACAGCGUGGUGCUCGACUUUGUGGAUGGCAGUGGGCUGCAAAUUGCAUGCGAGGACAGGGCCGGGCAGAUGAAUGUGCUGCAAAUACUUCAAGAAGCCCACCAAAACCACACGAGUUUCGGACUGUGAUUUUUCACCAUUCUCUGGGAUUAGCCACUGGUCAACCUGUUCAUAUCAGUGUACAUAUUGUUUGAUGACCAUUUUGCCUCCUUGUCUGUAUUCUACUGCACGUCCGAGGGGCUGGCAGCUUUCUCUUCAACUAUUCUUUUUGCCCUGGAACAAAAGACAUUACCACAUCACGG
Molecule: messenger RNA, 4729 nt
Organism: Lasiosphaeria miniovina
Lineage: Eukaryota; Fungi; Ascomycota; Sordariomycetes; Sordariales; Lasiosphaeriaceae
Exons: 4
Coding region: 147-4556 (1469 amino acids)
Molecular function (GO): actin binding
Source: RefSeq, a predicted model, not a curated record